UCCGCCAUCUCGCAUCAUCAUCAUCAUCAGCAGCAGCAGCAGCAUCGUCAGGGCUGGUCACGUGGCGCGUCGGAAGCAGGGACGGGCGGUAGUGUGGGUGUGUCCUUUCAUUCAUAACUCCGGCGCAUCUCCAAGCUCCCCCUGAUUCAAGGAUGCAGACGGGGGCAAGCAGGCUGGACCGGAAUUUUCGCCCCGAGGAGGACCCCCACCACCGUCACCAUCACCACAACCAUUUGGUGCGCGCACAGGCGAGUUGAUGCUGAUGCGAUACUAUAUAGUUUGAUUAUGUAAGAAGAUGUUUGGCGGCCAUGCAGUUGUGGAUCAUCGCACUGACCGUGAUUUGUUCCCACGCAGGCGGGCUGGGAGCAGCGGGGCAUGUGGGACGCGGGAGACUGCAAGAUGCUGAGGAUGAUGAGGGUCUCCGUGUAGUCAGGGAAGCGGCUUCAACACCUUCUGUUUCGAACGCUUCACCCACGCUGACCUGGACCAUGAGCAAUGAUUCGCCUGCUCUGACAAUUCUGACCGAGAACUCUACUGAUUUGCCUGUGUCGGCGGACCAGGUGGAAAAUUAUGUGCUGCUCUUGGUGCUGCUGAGUGUUUUCGCUGGGGGGACGCUGGUUUUGCUCUCCCUACUGCUCCUCUUCUGCCACCGCUGCUGCAUGGGUGGGCGCCGCUACUCCAGAGCAAGUGAUGACCCUGAGAAGACAAACACGACUUACGUUGAAGAUACUCAACCCACCCAAGAGAUCACCAUUCGUCUGGAUGAAACAGACGCUCUCUCAGCUUCCAGCGGCCACGACGGAGAGUCAGAAAGAUUUGUUUCCACCGGGUUGACAGGCCGCAGAGUCUCCUUCAACGAAUCUGCUCUGUACGAACAGGAGAGGAUGAUAGAGGACAAAGGGCGCAGAUACACUCUGACGGAGGGGGAUUUUCACCAUCUGAAGAAAGCUCGGCUGACUCACCUCCACCUGCCGCCAGCCCCGUGUGACCUCAAGAUCCUCACCAUCAUGGAGUGUGACUCAACUGAGAGCAGUUCUGUCAACAUCAGUGAGGUGCCAACUCCCAAACUCCCUCUCUCUAUCUACCAGCCAACAGAGAGAAGAAUGUCUGACUGGUUGGGUCAGAGACUCAGCGGAGGUUUGCCAGGAGAUACACAGCACUCCAUCGUCCUGGACCAGAUUGCCAGAAGCGGCUCUCUGACAUUGGAGGCUCUUGGGGGCAGAAGAGAGGCUCAGAGUGAUCACAUGAUGAGGGGUGAGACCACCCAUGCUCCCGGCCAGACUUCAGUUCUACAGUUCUUGUCAAAACUGAGGCGCCACACCAGCCUGGAGGGAGCUGGGCCCUAUUUCAAGCGCUGGAAGUUUGAAAGAAGCCACCGGGCCGCCAGUCUCGAUGCCAAAGGAUCCCCAAAGAGAAGACCCUUCCAGAGGCAGAGAGCAGCAAGUGAAACCACUGAACAUGCCGAGGAUGACUCUUCUCUCUGCAAUGAUGCAACAGGGUCUUUCCCACAAACUCCCAGCCAGACCAGUGGCCUCCAGUCUCUGUCUGCUGAGUCUCUGUCUCAACCUUCCAUGGAUCACAACGCCUCUGUCUCCCACAACAGGCUAAAUUUGGAGGCCGUGGUGGUGGAGGUCAGUGCUGUCAGCAACAGGAAAGAAGAACCACCUUGGCAAACAGAUGAUUGCUCCAUGCAGAGACAGAAGAGUAUCUCAGGCAACAAACCAGGAGUAGAGGAGGGAUUAAAACCAGAUGCAGUCACAAGGACGGGCAGUGACAGGGUUGAGUCUGAACCUCUAGAGGAGGACGACUUGUUCGAGCCACAACAGGAAGCCAAAGUCGUUCAGUUUGAAGACUCAUCCAGGAAAAUACCAGAUUCCGAUCUGAAGCAAAAUUGUGAGAUGGAAAUAGAUGAAGGAGAAGAGGCGCUGUUAGACUUUGAGAGCAGACCCAGGGCGGAUUCAGGUUCUUCUCUUUCCUUUGGGCUUCGGCAGGAGACUUUGGAGGCUCAACCAUCUCUCUACAGAGACAUCUGGAGCUUGCGAGCCUCCCUUGAGCAAUACGCAUCCUCGGACCAAAGCAGCACCGACCGGGAGUCCAUCCGCAGCGAUGCUGAAAGCGUCUCAUCACUGGGUUGUGCUGGAGCCCGUACUGGACAGCUGGAUAGUUGCUUGUUCCAAGACCUGGACGAUGAGCCUGAUGUAGAAGGGGAGGUGAUGGAUGGAGGCAUCAGAGGGGCAUCGGGUGGGGCCAGCGAGACAGGAAAUGGGGUCGACGGAGAAGGUGAGGUGGGUAACCGCAAGCUCCUUCAGAUGGAUAGCGGCUAUGCCUCUAUUGAAACGCCAUCCAAGGGGCCUGAGGAGAUGCGCAUUUUUGGGACUCCUGCAGCUCCUCGCGGAAAGACUGCCUCAGAGAGGAGGUUGUUCUUCACAAGCUCAGGGAGAAAAUGUUCUGUGUGCGAGAGCACUGAGACCAAAUUGUUCCAGGAGGAGCUGGAAGAGGAUUUAACUGAAAGCAUAGAGGAGAAGCACAAGGGUAGUCUCUCGCGCCAAGAACCAGAUCUACUCAUCAAAUCACUUCCUCAGAAACAAGAAGCCCUGUCACACGUAACAUCUCAGCUGUUGAAGACAACCUCUCAGCCUUCUAGUCCUCACCGACCUCGUCUACACCGCCGCGACUACAGCAUUGACGAGAAGACGGACGCACUUUUCAACGAGUUCCUCCGACAUGACCCGAGGUUUGACCAGCCAGAUUCGCCAUUUCGAACCAGGCAUCGCUCGAGAGUGCACCUGAGGAAGCAGUGGCAGAGACACAAGCAAUACAGCGACCCCGGAUCGGGGGGUCGCUACUCACCAUCUCUAGAGAGGCAGAGGUUCACUCCGCUGCCGAGAGGCAACAGCGCCAGUUACCCUCUGGACACCAGGUAUCACAGCACACUGUCACGCAUCGCGAGCGCAGCGGAUGAAGAAGCCAAUGAGAUUGCGGCCUGCGAGGAGGCAGCCAAAGAGAGCACAGCGGAUGCGUCCCGUGACGGAGCCACUUCAGAGAUUAUAGCCAAUGUGACUGUGAGUGGCCAGAUUGACGGUCAGCAAACUUCUUCCAACAUUAAAAGCACAAGCAGUCAGUGGCCCGCCGCUGGACCUACACUCUGCAUGGACCCCCGAGUUGAAAACAGGAACAACAACAGCAGUCUGUCUAGCAGCCUGACAGACAAACUGACAGCAGCGGUGGAGGAUAGGCUCUACAGUAGCCUGCGGAGGUCCGAACUCAGCCAGGGAGGAACCGAAAACAUAGUUGCCGCCUCUCGCACUGCCUCACCUGACCACAGUCCAAUGUAACCCCAUCAUAGCCAUACCCCAGAUUUUCAUUUUUAAAAAUGUUUGCUAAAUUAGUCUGACAUGUGCCGCAUCAUAAAACCCCGUUAAUCGCGGGGUUCCAAAUCCACCGACAAUAACUGAAGAGCCGCAAUAGUGACCAUAUAAAAAGUUUUUUUUGUAGCUUUAAACCUCCCACACACUUUGACAACAUUUAAACGUAUUAGGAUAUAUCAACUUUCAAAAACACCUGUUCUCACUCUCCCGCUCACAUUACUUCAAAUUUGAGGCAAAGCGUGCUUGCUUCAAGCUGUUUGUUACUCCCAGUUGAAGUUAACUGUAAAACUGACACCAAAAUGUUCAACCAAACCAUAUAAAUGUAUCUGACAAAGGUGCACUAGCUUAAUGCUAACAUAUAAUGAGAAACACCAUAGAUGGGCUAAGAUCAAUUAGCAUAGAUGUUACGGUAACUAUAAACCUUCAAACAAUAGCUACUUUAACACACGCUGAGCAGCGACACGUGAAAACAGAGCAUACAACAACACUCACAGGCGUAGAUUCUCUCUGCAAUGAACUGAAAAAUCUGCGAUGAACCACUAAUGGGCGAACACUGUAUUAUAACCUUACUGAUGGCCUCCGCCAGCAUUUCCUCUCAGACCUUAAUCUCCACUGUGAUGCCAUGUGCUGUGACACGUGACGCCCCUUUUUAUCUGCUCAACAUAUUGCACAGAAUAACAUAGCGCCUCCCUCUUGAGAAAUAUUUUGAAACAAACUAAGUUUACCGCAUGCUACUACUACUACUGCUACUACUGUAUGUCCGAAACUAUGUGUAAGUGAAAGACUAUAUAGUUUUAAACUUAAAAAACAAAAAGCACUUUGUUAGGAAGACACAUCCAUGUUACCAUUUAUAUCAUGAACAACUAUAAACUCCGCAAGUGUCCUUCGUGUUUCCGUUUAUAUGAAGGCGUAUUUGGCAAAAGGUACAUUUUAAACCCUGCCAGUGUUUGCACUUCUCUCUUAUUAACAACAGUGAAGAGUGUUUUGUGCACAAUGAAGGGAAUUCAGGUGAAGUGUUGGAUGGAUUUUAAAUUUUUAUUUUUAGAAAUAUUGGCAGAAAAUGCCAUGCGGAGAAAGACCAAAACAAUUCAGCCCCAUUGUGCUGUGGACCUUUUUCAUGUGAAAACAUUAGGUAUACCUACCUGCACAAUCUAGCACUGGUGCUCAAAGGCCCAAAUUACAUUUUUUAUUUAAUUUCAUGGACAGCUCAUUCAUAGAUGAGGCUAAAAAUAUAUUAAAAGUGUAUGUAAAAUGCAGAUUUUAAUUACAUAAUAACAUUCUAAUUUUAAAGUUUUGCAUUUAUAAUUUAAUCAUAAUUAAGAAACUAAUGAUUUAAGAUUCUUUUUAAAAAGGAUGUCACAAUUUAUAUGUAAUUAUUUUAGUAAUAAAAUAUAUUCAUAUUAGUCAACCAAUUGUAAGGGGAAAAUUAUUACGACAAAUAUUACAGGACUCUUGAUAAUGUGAAUGUUCGUCGGGUCUGAUUAAACAAAGAAGCGAGCCUUUGCCCACCCUCGUCACGUAUAAUUUCAGUUGCAUUAAUUGAAACCUAAAUGUUACAGGGAAACAAACAAUUCAUUGAAGUCUUCCUCAGUUUGAACAUAGUAAAGUGAAAUCUCCAAUGUGAAACAUAAUCUGUUACACUGCAAUCUUUCUUUUUAUUUUAUUUUAUUUUAUUUUUUAUAAUUGUCAUACAAGUAUAAAGAUAAGUUAACCACUGUAUAAUACAACUAAAAUAAAAAAGACAUAAUGGCGGGAACAGGAAAGUGUUUGCAUAGCAAUAAUGUCAACUGGUGGUGUCUGUCACAUGUUGAGCUUUGUACAGUAUGUACUGUUUAACAAAUCAACAUGGUUGUGGAGGAAAAACAGUAAAAUACAGUAUGUGAUUUGUUUGGCGAGCUUCUCUGGUCAUUUCCAUGCUAUAGUCAAAUCAAUAUAAAUGAUAUUUAAUGAAUUCUAUUGCACAUUUUGUACUAAACAGCCACACCAUUUCACAAUAACACAAAAAAAUACAUUUUCUUCUCUAUGGUUAUCCUCAUACUUCCAAAAACUUGCAUGUUAUAUUAAUUGAAAACUCUAAAUUGUCCAUAGGUGUGAAUAGUUGUUUUUCUAUAUGUGCGAUUGAAUGGCGACCCAUCCAGGGUGUACCCAGCUUCUCCCGGAAAAAGUAAUCUUAGGUUCAUGGAAGACUCUCAGGGGUGUCAAACUCAUUUUUGUCGUGGGCCAUGUAGUUAUGGUUUCCCUCAAUGGGCCGUAGUGACUGUGAAUCCUUAAAAAUGUUUAAUCGCCUUCAUCACAUUUUUACAUAUACACAGAAAAUUUAUGGAUAACUAGCUUUGAUGUCAGACGUCAAGGAUAAUGGUUUGUUCAGCUAUUGUUUAAAUUACUGUAAAAAGGGGGUUUGGUAACAAAAACCUGUUUGCAAUAUCUCAGCAUUAUUAUUUAUUAAAUAUGCCAAUUUGAAAUUUUGGUACAGAUUUAUAACAAGAAUCAUGAAAGUUGACGCACAUAAUUUGCUCUCACGGGCCCCAUAAAAUGAUGUGAUGGGCCAGAUCGGGCACCUGUGCCUUGUGUUUGACACCAGUGAUCUAAAUUGUUCGUAGUUGUAAAUGUGAGUGUGAAGGAUUUUUGUAUGUCUACAUGUGCCCUGCGAUUGAAUGGCAUUCAGUCCAGGGUGUACCCUGGCUGCCUCUCGCCCAAAAACUCCACCUCACCUUCGACCCUAAAGAAGAUACGCGGUUUAUAAAAUCGAUGGCUUGACUUACAUUAUUAGUGCAAUUGAUGGCUAUAUGGCAUCACUAAUCUCAAAUAGCUUUCCAACAUGAACAGAUGUAGCAUAUAGUUCGUCAUCACGUCCACUGCCGCGUGUAACCGAUGUGUGAUAGGAAUGUCAAUGACGUGUAAUACAGGCAGUCAUUUCAACACAGAAGGUUGGAAGCUGGCGAGCGUGCGCGUCUCGUCUUUUGUGCCGCGCUCACGUUGAAGUAGUGGCUUUAUAGUGGGGGGUGAGUCAUGCAGAAAAUUCAUCCAUCAUCCACGAUAAAUACCCUAAGGGACAACCUGACGCACAAUGCUCCUUUGUCCAAAUGGAAUUUUUUUUAAAAAAAAGAGAGAUGUUUGCUACAUUUUACUGUUGAACAUUAUUCUGUGAAACGCACAUUUCCUGUCCUCUAUAUAAAAAUCCCUACAGUGGAUAUAAAAAACAGUCUACACACCCCUGUUCAAAUGCCAGGUUUUUGUGCUCUAAAAAAAUAAGACCAAGAAUAAUCAUUUGAAAACAUUGUUUUCACCAUUAAUUUAACAUAUAACCUUUACAGAUCAAUUGAAAAAAAAAAUUCAAAUUAUUUCGAGGUGUAAGUAAAAAUAAACAACUCAGAUGGUGUGGUUGCAAAAGUCUGCACACCCACAUAUAAUUCAGAAUUAACCAAUCACAUUCAAACUCAUGUUAAAUGGGAGUCACAGCACACCUGCCACCAUUUAAAGUGCCUCUGAUUAACCCCCAAUAAAGUUAAGAGGUUGCAGGAGGCUUUUCUUGACAUUUUUGUUGCCACAUCUUACAGCACAAGAUUCCACAACAACAGAGAGAUCCCAUUAUCAGUCAAGUGAAGGGAACAAAAGAAUUUCCAAGGUAUCGAAUAUACCAUGGAACACAGUGAAGAAUGUCAGCAUCAAGUGGAGAAGAUCUGGCACAACAGCAACGUGACCAAGAACUGGACAUCCCCCACCCCCCCAAAAACAAUGAAAAGACGAGAAGAAAACUGGUCAGGAAGGCUGCCAAGAGGCCGACAGCAACGUUGAAGGAGCUGCAGGGAAUUUCUGGCAAGUCCUACUUCUUAGUACAUGUGACAACACUCCAGUCUUGUUCUUGCCUGGGCUAUGUGGUAGGGUGGCAAGGGGAGUGAUUCUCAAAGUGUGUAGUGUUACACAGGCACCCUCUAGUGCCAGAAUCACUGCCUGGCACAGUUCAGUUGUAUUUAAUGUUUACAUCUUUCUCAAGAACUGUUUGUUCUUAAAAAUGUAUUUAUUUUUUAUCAUUUACCUUAUUUUAUUCAACUUUGUGCAAUACUAUUAUUAAUAAUGUAAUUAUUAUUUAGGUCAUUUUCACUGUCCUAUAUUUAAGCGCAGUAGUAAUGUUCCAACUGUGCAUGUUACAGUGGCAUAUAAUAAAAUUAAAUAUUUGCUAUUUAGAAAUAAAA
Messenger RNA from Phyllopteryx taeniolatus (common seadragon), 7561 nucleotides. RefSeq names its product voltage-dependent calcium channel beta subunit-associated regulatory protein-like. The transcript has 10 exons. Gene Ontology annotation, molecular function: transmembrane transporter binding. Bases 309 to 3335 code for a protein of 1008 amino acids. Gene Ontology annotation, cellular component: secretory granule; plasma membrane. Lineage: Eukaryota; Metazoa; Chordata; Actinopteri; Syngnathiformes; Syngnathidae. The record is from RefSeq and is a predicted model, not a curated record. Gene Ontology annotation, biological process: negative regulation of voltage-gated calcium channel activity; negative regulation of calcium ion-dependent exocytosis.